UUAUCACGUUUUAGUUUUUAGAAAUAUCACUAAGCCUUACAUAAACGUUUAAUUGUACUUUUUCAGUCCGCCAUGACAAUCCUAAAGGGCUGUUUGAUUUUCAUAGUAAUGGGAUUAACUCAUGGAAACCAGAACCCAAUAUUUAAGGCUAACGGGAAUAUCCUAUGGAAAAGUGACGGUUUUCAGUUUGUAGAAACCACUUCUACAACAGUCGGUGGAACGGCUUCACGAUUUUCUACUCCUGUUCCAGUAGUGAAGGAAAGCAUAUACUCCAUAGCCCCGGAAGAUUGGACACGGGUAGGAGACAGUGUGUCAGACUUGAAAAAUGUUCAUUUAGAAUCCAUUGAUAACAAAAUCCAGAAUUUAACGAUAAAUGAGUCGAAAGCUCGUGCAGAUAACAAUAAUGAAGCGUCUGACGUUAACACCGUAUCUCAGACAGAUAGGGAUUCUGUUGCAAGAAGUCUGGAACAACAAAAUAUAAAUAUAGUCCGGAAUAUUAAAAACAGCACAAAUGUGAUCAUUGAAGGUGCCGAUAUUGUUCUACAAAAAGUUGAUUCAGGCAGUGAUAUGCUUACAGGAGAAAAUUCAACAAAAUAUUUUAUACCUUCCACUACAAGUCCAACACGCAACAGUGAUUUAGAAACCCCAACCCACAAUUCAACAAAAACUACUGCUGAAAGCGGUGACAAGUUGAACAGGUUGCUUUCAAGUCCUGGAAUAAACGAUAUCAGCACAACGACCGUCACAUACAUUCCUGAAGAGAAAGUGUCCGUUGUAACAGAGACUGUUGAUACAACGAGCCCAAGUAAAUCACCUUCUUCAGCAGGAUCCAUUUCUUUAGAUUCUUUUGUCAACAUGCUUUUGCCAAAUGAAGUAAAGGAUCAAGUAAAAAAUAGGGAAGGUUUAAGGAAAGAAGCAUUAGAACCAAUAAAUCCAAGUCAAACAACACAAAAAUCAACCCAGAAGCCAGCAACAGUAGAAGUACCCACAUCAAGGGACUCCACAGCACAAGAAUUAUCAUCAAUGGACACAACAAUUCAAACUUCAGUAAUUAAAGAAUCUACAACACAGGUUCCAACUAUACAAGAUAAAACAAGACCAGAACAAAGUAUUCAAGAGAAAAUAGUAAACCAGCAAAUGAUUAAAGAUAUUGAUAAACAAAAUCUACCAAUUCAAGGGAAAAUCCGAAAAUUUGGAAACAUUACAGUGCCCCAUGAUGUGAUCCUUGAGGGCCCAAAUGUUGGUUUGCAGGAAGUUGUCUCCGAAAAUGAAACUAUAGAGAUACAAAAAUAUACCACCAAAAGUCCGCAGUCAGCUUUUUCGACAAGUCAAAAACUUACAACUGAAGAACUAACCACUCUUGAACCAACAACUUCAAACGCAAUCACAACUGAACCAUUUACUUCAGAAGCAACAACCCAAGAGCCAAACACUCCUGAAUCUGCAAAUCUAGAACCCACAACUCAAGUUCCAAUUUCUAAAGUGCCGACAAGUCCAAAAUCAAUCACUGAAGAGUUUUUCACUCCAGAACCCACCAAUCAAGUAAAAACAACUUCAGAACCAACUACAUAUGAACCAACUACUGUUGAGACUUCUGCACAACCAACUACUCUAAAACCUACAACAAGAGAACAAACCACAUCUGAGCCAACAACGUCAGAACCAACUUCUCCCGUAUUAACAACUACAGAUAAAUUCAUUAAGGAUACCUUUACUCAGGAUACAACUUCUUUUAGACCUAUCACCUCAGACCCAACAUCAUCUAAGCAAACUUCUCCUGAGCCAGCAACUCCAGAAAGAAUCGCCCCUGAACAAACAACUUCAAAACUAACUUCUCUAGAAUCUGCAACUAAAAUCACUGAAGAAUUUAUAACUAAAGACUCAACCACACCUGAACCCACAACUCCAGAACCAACCACACCAAAACCCACAACUCCAGAACCAACCACAGCUGAACCAACCAUUCCCAAACCAACCACUCCUGAACCCACAACUCCAGAACCAACCACACCUGAACCAACAACUCAAGAGCCAACCACACCAGAACCUACAACUCCAGAACCAACCACACCAAAACCAACAACACCUGAACCUACAACUCAAGAACCAACUAUACCUGAACCAACAACUCCCGAACCAACCACACCUGAACCUACAACUCCAGAACUAACUACGCCUGAAACAACAACUCCAGAGCCAACCACACCAGAACCAACCACACCUGAACCCACAACUCCAGGAGCAACCACAGCUGAACCAACAACUCCAGAACCUACAACUCCAGAGCCAACCAAUCCUGAACCAACAACUACAGCAUCAACCACUCCAGAACCAACCACACCUGAACCCACAACUCCAAAACCAACCACACCUGAACCCACAACUCCAGAACCAACCACACUUGAACUAACCACACCUGAACCAACAACUCCAGAAACAACCACACCUGAACCCACAACUCCAAAACCAACAACACCUGAACCCAUAACUCCAGAACCAACCACAGCAGAACCUACAACUAUAGAACCAACCACACCUGAACCAACCACUCUAGAACCUACAACUCAAGAACCAACCACUCCAGAACCAACCACAGCUGAACCUACAACUAUAGAACCAACCACACCUGAACCCACCACUCCAGAACCAACCACACCUGAACCCACAACUCUCGAACAAACCACACCAGAACCAACUACUCCAGAACCAACCACUUCAAAACCAACCACACCUGCACCAACAACUCCAGAACCUACAACUCCUGAACCAACCACACCUGAACCUACCAAUCAAGAACCAACCACACCAGAACCUUCAAUACAAGAACCAACCACACCUGAACCAACAACACCAGAACCUACAACUCAAGAACCAACAACACCAGAACCUACAACUCCAGAACCAACCACACCUAAACCUACAACUCAAGAACCAACCACACCAGAACCUACAACUCCAGAACCAACCACACUUGAACCAACAACACCAAAACCUACGACUCCAAAACCAACCACACCUGAAACCACAACAUCAGAACCAACCACUCCAGAACCAACCACAUCUAAACCCACAACUCCAGAACCAACCACACUUGAACCAACCACACCAGAACCAACCACUCCAGAACCAACCACACCUAAACCCACAACACCAGAACCAACCACUCCAGAACCAAUCACAUCUAAACCCACAACUCCAGAACCAACCACACCAGAACCAAUCACAUCUAAACCUACGACUCCAGAACCAACCACACCAAAACCCACGACUACAGAACCAACCACACCAGAACCAACUACACCAGAACCAACCACACCUAAACCCACAACCACACAACCAACUGCACCUAAAGGCACGUCUACAGAACCAACCACAUCAAAACCCACAACUCCAGAACCAACUACUCUGGCACCAACAACUCGUAGUUACAUAACUGCUAAGCCAGCAACUCUGAAACGUGAAACUUUUGAACCAGUAACAUCUGUAACAACAACUACUCCCCCACCUCCUCUUGAAACUUUGUGUCAAAAUAGCGUUUUUAUUGAUGGCAUCGGAUAUAACACAUAUCCAGGACAAUGUAACAAAGUUGUUCAAUGUUACUUCAACUACGAUCAAACAAAAGCAGUUCUAAGAGAAUGUCCAGCUGGGUUAUUUUGGCAUCAAGAUCACGCCAUGUGUAAAUCGCCAGAAAAAGUGCCGUGUUACGAUGAUCAAUGUCUCAAUAUUGGUGUGAAUGCCUAUGCAAGAUCUGGUGGAUGUAGGUCCUAUUAUUCCUGUGAAGCGGGAAUUUCUGUCCCAGCCUGCUGUGAUAAGGGAUUCCGCUUUGAUGGUCAAGGCUGUGUUCCGGACAGCUCUUGCAUGGAUUCCUGUGAAACUCCAGACGACUUAAGACGACGAGUAAAUCAACAAAUGUGUAGGUUCCUACCAGAUAGUGGCAACCCCUAUGGAUAUCUUACUCUAGAGCACAGUGGUCUUCGAUUUAGAGCAUGUCCAUACGGGACAGCGUUUAGUGCCAGUCAGUGUAUCUGUACUUGGAAUCCAACGCAAACCAGAUCAUACCCACAGCGAGAAGUUUGUAAACCUGACUUUAAGAUGAAUUUCGAUGGAAACUUGUUCAGGGAACUUUCUGGAUCCAACAUGGCUUUCUACGUAGAAAACGCAGUUAUUCAAAAUGGCGCAGCAAAGUUCAAUGGAAACGGAAAGAUUACUUUGUGGGGUUUUAUGAACAAAGAACUUGGAGAUGAAUUUGCUGUUAGAGUUAGGUUCAAGCCACUCCAGACAGAGGGAGGGUACGGGAUGCUAGUUUCUAACUGUGGAUAUGAAGGUCUACCAACAGUAGAAAUCUCUAUGCAGGAUAAAAAAGCGAGACUGGUAGCUAAAAGUUUGCAUUCCAAUUCUCCAUCCAUCUUAGAAUAUCACAUAGUCCCAUAUGAAUGGAAUGAAAUAUCAUAUCACUACGAUGGCAAUACGUUUACUGCUGAAGUAAAUGGGUACAGCAUCUCAGAGAAACUUACUGGAGGAAUAGAGACGAGCUCGAACCCGAUGUUUAUAGGGGGCUGCCCCAAACCCGGUUCUGGAUUCAAUGGUUUAGUAGAUAAUGUUGAAAUUUACAGCAAUUGUGUUCCUUCAAAUUUCCUACAAAACUAGAGAUGACAAGAAAUCCUGCUCAUUAAGAAUCAUAAUUCCAUGUCAUUAUUCACUUUCAAUGAUAAACAUUUGCUUUUUAUUUAUUAUACAUCUUUAUUUAUAUUCAUACUCAUUUGUAAAUUGUGAAACAACCUUGUACAACAAUCAUUCCCUCGUUCAUUUGUUUGUAUCUACCAAUACGAGUAUAUAUGUACAUUCUUAGAAUU
Molecule: messenger RNA, 4853 nt
Organism: Saccostrea cuccullata (small rock oyster)
Lineage: Eukaryota; Metazoa; Mollusca; Bivalvia; Ostreida; Ostreidae
Product: mucin-2-like
Exons: 7
Coding region: 73-4647 (1524 amino acids)
Cellular component (GO): extracellular region
Molecular function (GO): chitin binding
Source: RefSeq, a predicted model, not a curated record